AUGUUAUUAAAAAGGUCCCUUUAUUUAUAUUCACAUGCCUUCUAUCAUAUGCAUGAAUUUCAGCAAGCUUAGACUCUUAUGAAUAAUCAUGCAUUCUCAUAAGCGCAUGAUUUAUUUUUAAGAUUGAUUCAGAUUCUCAAACCUCAUGGUCGUUUGCCUAAUGACUUAUUGUCUAUGUAAUAUCACUCUUAAUCAAUUAGAUCAUAUCAAAACGCUGUAAAAAUAGGUCCAAAAUAGCAAAACGAUAUUUUGCAAUACAAACUAGACACCCUUGGAAAUGUAUUAUAAUAUAUGCAAAAUAAUCUGUAUUACAACAUGAAUCAUAAUGUGGAUCUGCUUGUUUAACAUGAGCCAUAAUUUAUUGGAAAUGUGUUGCAUUACGAAUUCAAAAGAGUUGAAGCUGUAUAACAUUAUCAAUAUGAUUAAGUAUAACCAUGCUCUAUUGAGUUCACCUGAAACAGAAGAGAAGCUAAUAUCAUUGAUUGAAUACUCAGAAGCCAGAUUUCAAAAAGGUAAGGAUAAAAAUAUGCAGAAUAAUCACUCCUCGAUUAUGCCAUUUUGAAAUGGUUGGCAUCCGGACAUGGCUACAAUCCAGUUUCAUUCAAUGCCAAUUUUGGAAUGCAAUAAGGAUAGAUACUAUUGGAUCAUUUUUUGAAUGCAGAAGCCAAGGUAGAUAAAAUGCCAUCAGUUGAGUUCUCACUCAAACUUUACAAGGCAUUGACUGAUUUCAUAAUAUCUGCCAAUGUGUAGACCUAUAAUAAAGUAAAGAAUAUUUUACACUUUAGACUAUUGUUGGCUAGGUACUAAAUAGAUUUUUAAAAUUCACAGAAAAGAAAGCCAAAAACUAGGUUCAUCAAUCAUUGAUGGGUUUGGGAUGGCUGAAUACAGUUGAAUAAAGAUAUAUGUCUGCAGAAGGGUUGUUCAGAACAAUAGAUGAUCAACUCAAAACACAUAACACGACACCUGAAAUUCAAGUAAUUACAGCUCAAUUCUGGUAUUUGAAUAUCUAAUUACUCUAAAAAUUGACAAAGAGACAAACUGAAGUGCAAAGUAAAUGAAUUAAUUUAUUCAUAGAUUAUCAACAACAACUAAAGUAAUUCAAGAUGCCUCCAGUUUAAUAGAAAGCAGUUUUAUACUGUCAUCUACCGAAUCAUCAAGUUCAUUUUUGAGUUGAUUAUAUUUUUGUAACAUAAAUUAUUU
Molecule: messenger RNA, 1200 nt
Organism: Paramecium octaurelia
Lineage: Eukaryota; Ciliophora; Oligohymenophorea; Peniculida; Parameciidae
Source: the annotation of a GenBank genome assembly